Molecule: messenger RNA, 1732 nt
Organism: Lytechinus variegatus (green sea urchin)
Lineage: Eukaryota; Metazoa; Echinodermata; Echinoidea; Temnopleuroida; Toxopneustidae
Gene: scpep1
Product: retinoid-inducible serine carboxypeptidase-like
Exons: 13
Coding region: 74-1420 (448 amino acids)
Biological process (GO): proteolysis
Molecular function (GO): serine-type carboxypeptidase activity
Source: RefSeq, a predicted model, not a curated record
ACGAUCAAUCGGUUUUCAUCGUGUCCUGUUUUGAUCGAAUUCUUUUAUUUGUAUUCUCCGAUCACCCGUCAAAAUGAAUCGACUUUUACCUAGCAUGGUCGGCAUCAUAGUUCUUUUGCUGAUUCAAUUCGUGAAUGCUGCCCCAUCUAAUAAUUGCAUCGGUGAAUGCAAGCAUGGUUACAAGGAACCUAAGCAGGACUGGGGGUACGUUGGUGUCCGACCCAAUGCAAACAUGUUCUGGUGGCUCUACUAUUCUACCCAACAACCUUUCAACUCUGACAUACCAUUGGUUCUCUGGCUACAGGGAGGCCCUGGAGGAUCGUCUACAGGAUUUGGUAAUUUCCAGGAGAUAGGACCCCUUGAUGUCAACCAGAACCCUCGAAACACUACAUGGGUUUCUGUCGCUAAUGUACUUUUCAUUGACAAUCCGGUUGGAACCGGUUAUAGUUAUGUCACAGACUCCUCGGCUUAUACAACAAACGUCAGCCAGAUUGCUGAUGAUCUCGUCACCUGCAUCACAGCUUUCUUCAACAAACUCCCUCAAUUUCAGACAACCCCUUUCUAUAUAUUUUCUGAGUCCUAUGGUGGGAAGAUGACAGCCGCCUUCAGUCAAAAGCUUCUUCAGGCCAUUGAUGCAGGCAAAGUGAAAAGUGAUUUCAAAGGUUUCGCAAUGGGAGAUUCCUGGAUCUCGCCUGUAGACUAUGUGAUGACUUGGGGACCGUACCUGAGGGCUACUUCUUUGUUAGAUACUGUUGGCUUUGGAGCUGUUCAGAAUGUAGCUGAGAAGACAAAAGAAGCAUUUGACCAAGGCAACUACAGUCAAGCUACUGACCUCUGGGGUGAAGCAGAAUCAGUCAUCGAAGAGUACUCCGAUGAUGUGAAUUUCUAUAACAUCUUGGAACACAAUGUUCCUGACCAAGCUGUAAAGAGUGGCUCUCCUCUUGAGCGAUUGAGACAUCGUCACUUGGAUGUGUAUGCAAAUGAUGCCUUGAGCGAGCUCAUGAAUGGGUCAAUCAAGAAGAAGCUUGGUAUUCCUGAUAGCGUCGUUUGGGGAGGCCAGUCAGGGGAGGUUUUCACUCAACAGAGUGAGGAUUUCAUGAAACCUGUCAUCAGUAUUGUUGAUGAUCUCAUCACAAACUCUAAUCUACGGGUGAUCGUCUACAACGGGCAGUUAGACCUCAUCUGUGACACACCAGGAACCGAGUUGUGGGUUCAGAAAUUAACCUGGCCAGGACUCGCCGCUUUCAACACGACGAGAUGGACACCGGAGUAUGUCCCGUCUAAAGAAGGAGACACAGCGUAUUUCUUCAAGAGUCAUGAAAAUUUUGCUUUCUUCUGGAUAAUGAAGGCUGGACACAUGGUUCCAGCUGAUGCAGGUGAAGCAGCCCUCAUGAUGUUAAAGGCUGUCAUCACGGAGUAAGGUCUUGAAAUCAGCUCCUAAGAAAUUCUGUUACAACUAUUGGAAAGUAAGAUUUGGGUUUGUUUGCUGAUUAUUACAGUAACUUUACCAUCCAAUGGUAAUCUCCAUGGAAUCCUUGAUUUUGAUUGGCUAUUUUUAUAAGCAAAGUUACGAUAAUUACUGUAGUAACUUAACCUAUAAGAAAAGCCAAUCAAAAUCAAGGAUACCAUAUAAUAAUAACUGUUAUGCAAUAUGCCCAGGGGCCUGUUGCAGAAAGAGUUGCAAUCAAUCGCAACUCUAGAAAUAAUGAGCAACUUGAUUUUCAACCAAUCA